Messenger RNA from Sinocyclocheilus grahami, 2516 nucleotides. RefSeq names its product nuclear pore complex protein Nup93-like. Gene Ontology annotation, molecular function: structural constituent of nuclear pore. Lineage: Eukaryota; Metazoa; Chordata; Actinopteri; Cypriniformes; Cyprinidae. The record is from RefSeq and is a predicted model, not a curated record. Gene Ontology annotation, cellular component: nuclear pore. Bases 83 to 2452 code for a protein of 789 amino acids. The transcript is spliced from 22 exons. Gene Ontology annotation, biological process: protein import into nucleus; poly(A)+ mRNA export from nucleus.
UAAAUAAAUGAGUACGUAAUGAUACAGCUUAUUUGACGUUAUUAAUUGUAGUUAAUCAUGUCACUGGCAUCCCAAAGUUAACAUGAUAAUGGUGGCACGGGUACUGGACAUGGAUACUGAGGGCUUUGGGGAACUCCUGCAGCAGGCAGAACAGCUUGCUGCAGAGACUGAGGCCGUGUCUGAGUUGCCCCAUGUUGAGCGAAACCUACAGGAGAUCCAACAAAUCGAAAGAGAGAAGUUUGACAUUUCUGGACAAUCACUCAGCCACACCCAUCAAAAUGUACAGGGCUUUCUGAAGAACGAGAGAGACAAUGCACUGCUGUCAGCCAUCGAGGAAUCACGCCGCAGGACAUUUCUUCUAGCGGAGGAGUACCACAGAGACUCUAUGUUGGUGCAGUGGGAGCAGGUGAAGCAGAGAGUGUUGCACACCCUGCUGGGAGCUGGAGAGGAUGCACUGGACUUCAGCCAGGAAGUGGAGCCCAGUUUCGUGAGCGAGGUCGGAGUUCCAGGACGCAGUGCACUGGACAGUGUGGAAGCUGCCUACAGCCGACAGAUCUAUAUCUUCAAUGAGAAGAUAGUAAAUGGGCAUCUUCAGCCCAACCUGGGAGAUCUCUGUGCCUCAGUAGCCGAAAGCCUGGAUGAUAAGAAUGUGUCAGACAUGUGGCUCAUGGUGAAGCAGAUGACAGACGUUCUGUUGGUGCCGGCAAAGGACACGCUGAAGAGUCGAGUGUCUGUGGACAUGCAGAUGGCCUUCGUCAGACAAGCCCUGCAAUUCCUGGAGAACAGCUAUAAAAAUUACACUAUGGUCACUGUAUUUGGGAAUCUGCACCAGGCUCAGCUGGGUGGAGUACCUGGCACUUAUCAGCUCGUAUGCAGCUUACUGAACAUCAAGCUGCCGACUCCGCUGCCAGGCAUGCAGGACGGCGAGGUGGAGGGACAUCCAGUGUGGGCUCUGAUCUAUUUCUGCCUGCGUUGCGGAGACCUGUCUGCCGCCAUGCAGGUGGUGAACAGGGCACAGCAUCAGCUGGGCGACUUUAAGAUCUGGUUUCAGGAGUACAUGAACAGCCCCGACCGACGUUUGUCUCCAGCUACAGAGAAUAAACUGCGACUUCAUUACCGACGUGUGCUGAGGAACAGUGCCGACCCCUACAAGCGUGCAGUCUACUGCCUUAUCGGCAAAUGCGACAUCGGCGACAAUCAUGGAGAGGUGGCCGAUAAGACAGAAGACUAUCUGUGGCUCAAGCUGAAUCAAGUGUGUUUUGAUGAGGACGGGAGCAGUUCCCCUCAGGACAGAAUGACUCUAGCCCAACUUCAAAAACAGCUGCUGGAGGACUAUGGUGAGUCCCAUUUCUCGGCCAGCCACCAGCCAUUCCUGUACUUCCAGGUGCUUUUCCUGACUGCACAGUUUGAGGCGGCCAUAGCAUUCCUUUUCCGAGUGGAGCGUCUGCGCAGCCAUGCUGUUCAUGUAGCUCUGGUGCUGUAUGAACUCAAACUGCUGCUCAAAUCAUCAGGGCAGAGUGCACAACUCUUGAGUCAAGAGGCUGGAGAUCCUCCAAUGGUGCGACGGCUCAACUUCAUCAGGCUGCUUAUGCUCUACACCCGCAAGUUUGAGUCUACAGACCCACGAGAGGCCCUGCAGUACUUCUACUUCCUCCGGAAUGAGAAGGACAGUCAAGGAGAAAACAUGUUCAUGCGCUGUGUCAGCGAGCUAGUCAUCGAGAGUCGGGAGUUCGAUAUGCUUCUUGGAAGACUUGAGAAAGAUGGAAGCAGAAAGCCCGGCGUGAUUGACAAGUUUGCCGGAGACACGCGGGCCAUCAUUACCAAGGUGGCAUCGGAGGCCGAGAACAAGGGGCUGUUUGAGGAGGCCGUCAAACUGUACGAGUUAGCCAGGAAUGCUGACAAGGUUCUGGAGCUGAUGAACAAAUUGUUGAGUCCAGUUAUCGCUCAAGUCAGCGAGCCCCAGUCCAACAAAGAGCGACUCAAAAACAUGGCAGUGGCUAUUGCUGAACGGUAUCGUACUAAUGGUAUAGCUGGGGAGAAGACUGUGGACAGCACCUUCUACCUGCUUCUGGACCUCAUGACGUUCUUUGAUGAGUACCACACUGGCCACAUAGACCGAGCCUACGAUGUGAUUGAGAGGCUAAAGCUGGUUCCCUUAAGUCAGGAGAGUGUUGAAGAACGGGUUGCAGCCUUCAGAAACUUCAGCGACGAGAUAAGACAUAAUUUGUCAGAGGUUCUGCUGGCCACAAUGAAUAUCCUGUUCACACAAUACAAGCGUCUAAAGGGGGCUGCAGCAGGUACGCCAGGAAGACCUCAGCGUACCCUAGAGGACAGAGACAUGCUGCUGCGCAGUCAAGCCCGGGCUCUGAUCACGUUUGCGGGAAUGAUUCCAUACCGGAUGGCUGGAGAUACCAAUGCCAGACUGGUUCAGAUGGAGGUCCUAAUGAACUGAAACUCUCCACUUCACCCUUCUCCAGCAGCGGUCUUUCAUUGUCCUCAUUCCAUCAUUACUUUUG